This is a messenger RNA of Linum tenue, 505 nucleotides long. The record is from the annotation of a GenBank genome assembly. NCBI's taxonomy places the organism in Eukaryota, Viridiplantae, Streptophyta, Magnoliopsida, Malpighiales, Linaceae.
CGAGAGAGGAAGCUACAUGGGAAACAGAGGAGAACGUGAAAGCUCGGUAUCCGUACUUGUUUCGAGGAAAGGAGCAUGCUGGAGAAUCAUCAAAGCAGAAGGGUUUAACAGAGUAAUCGAGUUAGCCAAAGCAACAACAGAAGCCUCGGUCGAACCAGUGAAGUCAGCCGGAUGGCUGAAAGGUGUGCGGCGGAACUGAACUCUCCACAUGUUUUCACUUUUGAAGUCGAACGAAAUGUUUUAAUGCUUUUAAGCUUGUGUACCCACUGAAUGUUAAACUACUAUGUUGGGUUUGUACUUUGUUUUAAACUCAAACUUUGCACCGUUCAGUGUUAUGCUUUUGGAUGCUUUGGGAAAACUACCUUAGAUUUCCUAAGCAGGUGAUGUAACCCGUAUGCUAGUGUUAUGUCCAAGUCUGAAUGUGAAGUUAAAUCCUAAGGUUUAAUGAGUAUAUAAUGUGAUGAUGGUUCCAAUAGUACGAGAAGAGGUAGUAGGAUGUUACAAG